This is a messenger RNA of Glarea lozoyensis ATCC 20868, 573 nucleotides long. RefSeq lists its product as uncharacterized. The record is from RefSeq and is a predicted model, not a curated record. The transcript has 4 exons. Bases 1 to 573 code for a protein of 190 amino acids. NCBI's taxonomy places the organism in Eukaryota, Fungi, Ascomycota, Leotiomycetes, Helotiales, Helotiaceae.
AUGGCCUCCAAUAAUCAAGCCUCGCAUGCGGAAGUCUGGGAUGACUCUAUGCUUGUAAAUUCGUGGAAUGACGCUGUAGAAGAGUAUAAGCGCUACCAUUCUAUUCAAGCACUGGGAGAAGAUGUGGAUGAAUUGAUCGAAGGACAUGAACUGCACAACGAGACAAUGUUCGCAAGCUCCAUAAAUGAUAUACCGAAAGACCAUUCCCAAGACUCAUGUUUACUGAGCAGUGCGAGCCAGACAAGUCACAAUCAAAUACUCGAAAAGAAGCUAGGCCAAGAUCAACUCGAAGAAGCAUCAACAGCAGAUCAGAGUAGUGACACAAAACCUAGCACGGCCCCUCAGGCAAACGAGACUUCUUCAAGUUCCAAUCAAAUUGCAGAUCACCGAAGUACAAAACCUCCAGCACUGCCCCAUCAUCUCAUCGGCCAAGGUGAGACAGACAUCCGGUAUCGAGAUGUUCAUGGAGAUUUACUGACGCGUGGGUCUUUUCAUGCAGUUAACGACGACGGCUUGAAGAAUCUCCUGAUGUCAUGGUAUUAUGCUGGGGAAAUACUAUACGGGGCUCUAUGA